Molecule: messenger RNA, 2049 nt
Organism: Austrofundulus limnaeus
Lineage: Eukaryota; Metazoa; Chordata; Actinopteri; Cyprinodontiformes; Rivulidae
Gene: asb10
Product: ankyrin repeat and SOCS box containing 10
Biological process (GO): intracellular signal transduction
Cellular component (GO): cytoplasm
Molecular function (GO): protein binding
Source: RefSeq, a predicted model, not a curated record
AGAGAGUUCAGCAACAAAAACAGAAGUGAGACAGGUCUUUUUAAAAGCAUUUUUUUACUCAUCAUACAUUAUUUUCUGCCCUAAAGACACAGCUAAAAUGUCUGGAGACAGCUUUGUCUUCACAUCCACGGCCUUGCGCUCACUUGAACUUGACAAAGAAAUGCUGGAGAGGCACAAGUUCAACAGGCGGCUGGCCUCCCAUCACCUCAGCAGCUACAUGCUGAGGAAAGAGGCUAUGGACAGAGCACCACUCAGGUCCAGCUACACCCGGCCACCAGGUACCUGCCAUGAUGUGGUCAUCCAAAAUGCUUUGUAUACAGGAGACCUGGAGGCUUUGAAGCGUUUUUUCCCAAGAGGGUCCACGGCAAACCUCAUCAUAGAGCCGCAGGGAGGGGAGAUGCGUUGGGUUGCUCGAGGGGCAGGACUUUGGUCUCUGACUUACGAGCAGGAGCUGACAACGCCGCUCCACAUCACCGCUGGUCGAGGAUUUGCAGACUGCCUGCACCUCUUACUUCAGCGUGGGGCCAACGUAGACCUGGCGCCUGGAGGCACCACGGCCCUGCACGAGGCCUGCGAGAACUGCCAGCCAGAGUGCACCAAGUUGCUGCURAUGCACGGCGCAAAUGCAAACGCUGUCACGGAAGACGGCCUCAUGCCUUUGCACGUUUGCACUUGUCCUGAAUCCCUUGAAUGUGCCAAGUAUCUCCUUCAGUACGGUGCUGCAAUCAGCGGCCGCAGCCUGGAUGAGGACGACACUCCCUUACACGUUGCAGCUAGGAACGGGCUCCUGGAUCACGUCGAGCUCUACCUGCGCUACGGCGCCGACGUGAACAAGCAGAACGACGAGGGCCUCACUGCCCUGAACGCGGCAUGUUCGCAGCCUCAGGAGGCGCAGGAACUCGCGCGCUACUUCGGGGUGUGCCAGACCCUGCUGUUGGCAGGCGCCGACAUCCGGUCGGUGGACCAGGACAGACACUCUCCUUUGCACAUGGCCUGUAAGAACGCAAAUCCAGAUGUGGUGGACCUGCUGCUGGCCAACGGCGCCUGCGUCAACAACAUGGACUAYGACGGCGAGGCUCCCAUGCACAAGAUCCUGAAGGUGGUGUGCUACAAGGCUGCACAUCGCCCCGAGAGGAUUGUUCGGGCUCUGCUCAACCAUGGCUCCAUCCGAGUGUGGCCCGGCGCUCUCCCCAUGGUUCUGAAGCACUGCUCCGAGUCUCCGGCCACCAUCGAGGUCCUCCUGAACGCCUACAGCCACCUCAAAGUCACAGACACCUGGGCGGAGUCUGUGCCCACGGAGGCCUUAGUGGAGAACAGAGAGUUCUUCGACUCCAUCUUCUCUCUGGCCAUGACCCCUCGCUCCCUUCAGCACUUGGCACGCUGUCGACUCAGGAGCCUCCUGGAGGGGCGAGUACACAGAGUGGUCCCAAAACUGAAUCUGCCCACCUUCAUUAAGGACUACCUUCUCCUGGAGUGCAGAGGGUUUAUCCAUUGAUCACAGGUUUUUGAGCUCAAUGACUGUUUCUGUCAGAUUUAUAACGUUUUUGCUUCAAACUGGAAGAGGUUUUUUUUUKACAAUCUAGUCUCUAUUGAAAGUUUAAUUCUGCCUCACGUGAGUUUUUCUGAAGGAAAACUUGGCCUGCUGCUGGUUCCAGAUCAAGUUUCAGCACUUUGUUUAUGAUUUUCCACCGCCAGAGGGCGCUAUAGCCUAGACCUGACAGAAACAAGUGGAAAAGCUUUUUAAUGUAUUAUAUAUAUUUUUUUUUACUUUUGCAAUUACAUUUAAAACAAUAACUCGCCUGCAUUAUAUGCGCAGUGUUUAUAUAUGUUAACGUGAAUGCACAGUUAUAUGUCGUAAAAUUUUAUUAUAAACAAUUAUUCUCAUAAACAAAAGUUUAAUUAGAUGAUUUAGUUGGACUAUCUGUUAGAUAAAAAUUUUAAYAAAUCAUUCUGACAAAUCACGUGUUUUUGUUUGUCCUUAUUUAACAUUUCUUUAUGACUUUUAACCUUUUCAUAUUUGAUAUUAAGCAGGGCAUUUUAGAAAAAAAA